This is a messenger RNA of Lonchura striata (white-rumped munia), 1407 nucleotides long. It is a transcript of the gene CDC34, whose product is annotated as cell division cycle 34, ubiquitin conjugating enzyme. The record is from RefSeq and is a predicted model, not a curated record. NCBI's taxonomy places the organism in Eukaryota, Metazoa, Chordata, Aves, Passeriformes, Estrildidae.
CCGGUGCCGCCGCCGCCCCCCGAGCCCCGGCAUGGCGCGGCCCGCCGUGCCCAGCUCGCAGAAGGCGCUGCUGCUGGAGCUGAAGGGGCUGCAGGAGGAGCCCGUGGAAGGCUUCCGCGUCGGGCUGGUGGACGAAGGGGACCUGUACACCUGGGACGUGGCCAUCUUCGGCCCCCCGGACACCCACUACGAGGGCGGGUACUUCAAGGCUCGUCUCCGCUUUCCCAUCGACUACCCCUACUCUCCUCCUGCCUUCAGGUUCCUCACCAAAAUGUGGCACCCCAAUAUCUACGAGACAGGUGAUGUCUGCAUCUCCAUCCUGCACCCGCCCGUGGAUGACCCUCAGAGCGGGGAGCUGCCGUCGGAGCGCUGGAACCCCACCCAGAACGUGCGAACCAUUCUGCUGAGUGUGAUCUCGCUGCUGAAUGAGCCCAACACGUUUUCCCCGGCCAACGUGGACGCCUCCGUGAUGUACCGCAAGUGGAAGGAGAGCAAAGGGAAGGACCGGGAGUACACAGACAUCAUCAGAAAGCAAGUGCUGGGCACCAAGGUGGACGCUGAGCGGGAUGGAGUGAAGGUCCCCACCACGCUGGCUGAGUACUGUGUGAAGACCAAGACUCCAGCCCCAGAUGAGGGCUCAGACCUCUUUUAUGAUGACUAUUAUGAGGAUGAUGAGAUGGAGGAGGAAGCAGAGAGCUGUUACGGUGAUGAGGAUGACUCCGGCAAUGAGGAAUCUUGAUGGCCCUCUGGCAUUGCAAAACUUCGUAUAAACUACUGGAUUUUACCUCAACUAGAACAAACUGGUUUGAAUUUAGGAUCUGUCAGCCCUGAAAUUAACUCUCUACCUCGCAGGGAGACUAUUCUGCUGUUGCAAAAGGAAAUCCCAUUGCUGUCUUUGUAGGAAAAGAUAAACCCCCUAUUUUAUAAACUUCCUGGGGGAUGGGUGGAGAGGGGGCAUUCACAAAGCCACAGAAACUGAGGUGCUGGUGGCUCUGCCUGGCUGAGGAGUGACAACCAGCCUGGUGUUGGCUGCCCCUCAUUUGUGUUCAGCUUCUCUUCAGCCUCAUAGGGUAGGAGCAGUUUGGGGUGCUUGUGGGGGUAGUGAGUGGUUGCUUUAGUGGGGGGCAGCAUGUGAGUGCUGUCUUGGCUUUCAAGACCUUUUAGGGUUCACCCUGCAGCCAUCUGGGUUGUCCCCACGUGAUCCUUUUGCCUUCCCUGCCCAUGAUGCUGGAGCUGUGUUCACAGGGAGAGGGGCACCAGGGAGGACUUGCCCAGCAGCCACCAGCACUGGGCAUGUGGGGAUAGUGUGUUUGUGGUUUUUAACUAGCUGGGAGGGAUGGGGUCAUGCUGAGUAUUUCUGCUUCUGGUUUUUUUUUGGACACUAUUUAAUAAAGUUCUUCCAGGGAA